GGUUUUUUCUGCAUCAGGAACCCUCCUUGGCAGAGACGCUGCAAGAGGUCGACCUGAUGCGAAAAGUAAACCAGCCUCUGCUCUCCCUCGACAAAUCGGUGAUCAAGCAGCGCAGGGAGCGGGCGGGGUUGAGAUUUUUGCGAAGGAUAAAGGUUAAAAAGGGAAUCGGACAGGAAAAACGCAGCGGCAGCUGCCGAGCCCGAACCAGCAACAAAAUAUCGCAGGAGCUCCGCGUUUCUCCCUUCCAGCGUCCCCGCCACCUUACGAAACUAGAAGCCAGACUUUUUCCGCCUCCUGCGAAGGAAGCCGACCAGCGAGCCCUUCGAAGACAGCGCCUGGGACCUCCUUUGCGCGGCGGUGGCCGCCGUGGGUGUAUAAUUGCGCACAACGGAAUGGUGUCGCACCCGUCUUCGUCAACGAGAUCAUCUGGUGCCAGAACCACGAAUGCAGAAGGUAGAGAAGAUGAUGGAGAAACGACUCCGUCUUCCGAAUUUGAAACCGAGGACGGGUUUUCUCUCGGGGGACGGGAGCCCGAAAUGUGCUAUUCCUGCAAGAGGCCCUCCUACUUUUUCGAAUCACCGUCAGAAGCCACCUGCGCCGUUGAAUUCCGGGAAUACGACAAAAAGACGAUCCAGGCGAGCCGACCCCCGCAGCUGUGCGCGGUCUGCUGGGCGGACCUCGUCGCUGACACGGAGCUCGAGGCCGGGCGUGCCCUAUUGGAGUGCCCGACCGACGCAACCACCAAGUGCCUCCUCGGGGAGGCCAGCGUUGCGGCACAGCGGAUAAAGGAAAAUAGUGAGAGAGGAUGUGUGCAGCAGGAUGGAACAACAACUGCGAGGGGGCCCAAGGGGAGUGCGCAUAAGGUGUCCACCAUGGCCGACAGAGAGAAAAGCAUGCAGGCUGCACGAAACCUGCAGUGGAUUCCAGCGGUAAGCAGAACGGCGUCCUCAUCAUCUGGAUCGGCAACGUCGGGUAAAAGUAGAUCCUACGCACCUCCAGUGGCGGAAGUCGUUGUAGCCGAAAAUGCUGUAGCAGGUCUUGCACGAGGAACGACACAGGGUAAAAGUUGUAAGGCACAGGAUGCAAGCGAGGUGGCGAACAGUGGUUUGUCACCACCGGCGCGGCGAACCAAAACUGGCGGCAGCCGAAGCACAGGCAUUAAGGGCGAGCAGCCAACCCCCGCUGGUGCAGAGAAACAACGACGGAAAAUCACAGAUGAAACAACGUCAGACGAAGGGCAGAUCCACCUCGCGCCGUUUAGAAUUGCUAGUUUUAGCAUCGAUUUUACCGAGCUUUUCAGAGUUGUUUUUGCCUUCCUGGUGUGGAUCGGAAACACAUUCUGCUGGAUAGGUUUGAAGUUAGCGAGAGCGACUGGGUUCGGACGCUGGUUUGAAGGUGGCGAGAGCGACUCGAUAGGUUUGAAGAUGGUGAAGUCCGUGCAAGCGCUCUGGAAUAUACUCUCUAUGGUAUUCGAGGAAUUGAUCCCCCUUCCGGGCAAGGGCGAGGGCGGACUCGCCGCAGCGACCCCCGCACUGAUCUGCGAACUGCC
Molecule: messenger RNA, 1549 nt
Organism: Amoebophrya sp. A120
Lineage: Eukaryota; Dinophyceae; Syndiniales; Amoebophryaceae
Source: the annotation of a GenBank genome assembly